Molecule: messenger RNA, 665 nt
Organism: Erythranthe guttata (spotted monkey flower)
Lineage: Eukaryota; Viridiplantae; Streptophyta; Magnoliopsida; Lamiales; Phrymaceae
Product: Bifunctional inhibitor/lipid-transfer protein/seed storage 2S albumin superfamily protein
Biological process (GO): systemic acquired resistance
Molecular function (GO): fatty acid binding
Source: RefSeq, a predicted model, not a curated record
AGAAAGAAAAAGAAAAACCCGAAAAACUACAAAAAAAAAAAACGAAAAAGAAAAUGAAGUUUUCCGAUUCAAGAACUACCUUGCCUCUGCUAAUGUUAGUACUAGUAAUAUCUUCAAUGGCGGUGCAGGAUAGCAUAGGCCAUCCGUGCGGAAGCACGUUUUUCUCGGCACUAGUCCAGCUGAUACCAUGCAAGGCGGCAGUGGCCCCCUUCAGCCCUAUACCGCCAACGGAGGCUUGCUGUGCUUCCAUAAAAGCUCUAGGUCAGCCUUGCCUCUGUGUCCUCGUAACUGGGCCCCCCAUUGCUGGCGUCGAUCGCACCAUGGCCAUGCAGCUACCUGUUAAAUGCACCGCCGACUUUGAACCAUGUGAAAUGGCAAAGUGAAUGGCAAAGUGAGAAGAUUAGAAGCCAAAAGUUCAUAGUAUAUGUAACUUGCAUAAUGUAAGAGAUGAGUAAUGUUUGGUCAAAAUUCAAAUAAAUAUAACAAAUUUGUAAUAUCUUGUUUUGUGCAAAAAUAAUAUUUCUGAUGCGAUAUGAUAUUUACAAGCCAAGAGACACAUAUUUAUGAUCAUCUUGUUUCAAGGCUCGAAUGAGAUAAACGGGUACAAAACGGCUACAUAUCUAGAAGAUUCCACUAAAUUUAACACUGCAAAAAUUGACGUAUAA